This is a messenger RNA of Oreochromis niloticus (Nile tilapia), 2952 nucleotides long. RefSeq names its product KH homology domain-containing protein 4. The transcript is spliced from 14 exons. The record is from RefSeq and is a predicted model, not a curated record. Gene Ontology annotation, cellular component: nucleus. Gene Ontology annotation, molecular function: RNA binding. NCBI's taxonomy places the organism in Eukaryota, Metazoa, Chordata, Actinopteri, Cichliformes, Cichlidae. Bases 173 to 1927 code for a protein of 584 amino acids.
UCUUCCAGAACAUGAGGACAGCUGCGCUUCCGCCAAGUCAGACUUUGCGACAAGUCGUCAGAAGAAAUCGCCGGAGCAGGAGAGAAAGCAGACCGAUGGCUAACGCCGUGUAGCUUUUGUACUGUAUCCGAAAACUAGUAUAAAUUUACUACCCAUUUAGUGGAGUUGUGCUAUGUCUUCAGGAAUGACGGGGCAAACACCGUGCCUAACCAGCCGUUGGGAUAAGCCAGCCCAGCCUAAACAGAGUGUAGACAUACAGCAGCAGAAGAGCAGUGAAAAUGCAGCCCACCCUAUCUCAUUGUCAGGAGUCGUUGCUGGACCGAACAGCACAGUUUCCCAGGCGCCAGAAACGGGAGGAAAAUCUCCUCAGGGAGGAGUUGAAAUGGCUGCAGCAAUGGCUGCUAAAAUAAAUGCUAUGUUGAUGGCAAAAGGAAAGCUGUUGACUCCUCCACCGUUACUUGCAAAGACUCCUCCAAGUGUACCUGUGCCAGCUGUUACAGAAGAGAUGGUGGUCACUGAAGUCGACAUAAAUGAUGUACCACUCAACUGCAGGGACCUUCUUACUAAAGGCAAAACACAGGAGGAGAUCCGACAGUUUAGUGGAGCCAUCGUUUCAACAAAAGGCCAUUACAUGACAGAAGCUGAAAAGGAAAUAGCAGGAGGACAAAGACCUUUGUAUUUGCACGUUCAGGGAAAGACCCAAGAACAAGUCAACAAGGCUGUAAUCAGGAUAAAGGAGAUCAUCUCUGAGGAUGUGAUGAGGACGUCAGCAGCCUCGGGGGGACAGCAGGUGCCUGUAAUUCCCCCGCUCACUCUCUACCCUCAGCCGCCUCGACCUGUCGUUCCUCCUACUGUGCCACGGAUGCCCAAUACCACUUCAGUGCCAGCCCAGGGUCAUCGACCAGCAGCUCCUCAUUUAGGGAGUUUUGUGCACACAAAGAUUUUUGUGGGUCUGGACCAAGCGUUGCCUUCAUUCAACGUGAAAGAAAAGGUUGAGGGUCCAGCAGGUUCGUACCUGAGUCACAUCCAGACAGAGACGGGAGCUCGAGUCUUCCUCAGAGGAAAAGGUUCUGGCUACAUAGAACAAGCAUCGAAACGAGAGUCCUUUGAACCUCUUUAUGUCUACAUCAGCCACCCAAAUGCAGCUGGAUUGGAAUCGGCAAAGAAACUCACAGAGAGUCUCCUGGAAACUGUGAGAGCUGAGCAUGCACGUAUGGUGUCGAUAUACACAGCCACAGGCUCGACACAGUCAUACGCAGUACAUGGAUUUCCACCUAAUAGCAAUUACUCUAGCCAGGGGUCCUGGUAUAACUACCCAGCAAAUGGGUAUGCUGGCGGCUAUUCAGCGUAUCCAGGAGCCACUGGUUAUUGGAGUAAGGCAAAUGGUCCCCCAAGUCAUUCUAACUUGUCGACAAACCCUCCAUCUUCUCAGGCAAUGGUUCAGUAUCCGGUGUGUCCUAGGAAACCGCAUCCCUAUCUUGUUCAGGAUCCAAGCAGCAGUGAGACAGUGGAGCCUGAAGGAUCUUUAAAUACCCCCCCUGACUCAGGAAGUCCCAAGCAUCAAUUCCAGGAGGGGGCUAAGGAUGAAAAGCCCUACACCAUCUCUCCUGAGGGUCCAGCUCAUGAGGAGUCCACCCUUCCUGCACCCAGUGUUGGCGAGGAGAAAGAAGUAGAAAGGUUUCUGAUGCCUCCCCCGCCACCUCCCUGCGUGGCUCCCGCCGCUGUUGCACGCAAAAGGCCGAGAGAUGCCGUGACGGAUGAUCCAGCGAGUCUGCCCAGCAGCACCGCUUCAUUGGGUGUUCAAGACGAGGUGUCCGAGAAGAAGCCUAAAGUGUUCAGUGAUACAUCAGGGUUAGUGCCCUACGGAGGGGAUUCCUCCGAUGAAGAGGAGGAGAGGAGCCGCAGCAGUAAGACAGAUAACUCAUAACCUCUGCCCCGUCCCAUCCCCACUGUCCAGGACAUUCAUAGACCACAUUCAGUAGAUCAGCAAGUUUCACAAACUCAAACCGCAUUCAAGGAAAAGUCCACCCUUGUAUCAUACACUGUUCUGGCAUGUUACACCACAUUUACUACAAAGCCUUUGCACAAAGCGGAGGAGAGUCCUUUUCAUUCUUCGGUUUUUCAGAACAGAUGCAUUUUUAAUUUCAGCUCUGUAAGGAUCUUGGAGACAGUUCUUUGAAAGUUUGUGUACCUCUUUUACUAUUGACACGCCUUUUAGAUCAGGUGGCCAAGCUUCAAAGCCCAUCGGUCUUUAUACAGCAGUCGUAACAUGCUUUAAAAAAAGGACACAUGUGGAAAUAGAGGGGUUUUGUUUUUUUUGGGGGGGGGGGGGGGUGGGUGGGUGGUAUUUUUAAAUAAAUUUUCCAGAAUGCCUUUUGAUUUUUGUUUUGUUUUGGGGUUUUUUUUAAAAUAUAACCCCUGACACCAGGCAUGUGAACCCGUUGGUUAAGAUGAGGAUGAGCGUAUUCAAACUUUUUGCUGCCUGUGUAGAAAAUGUAAAUAUAGAAGUCUAGAUGCGAACUAUUUCAGCGUUAGUGUGGAUUUAUGUUAAAAUGUCACACCUCUUUGGGCUACAUGUGUGGGUUUUUUAUUUUCAUUUUAUUUUUUUAUGAAAUAGUGAUCUGAUUGCAAAUUCAAACACAUCAUUAGUAGCCACUUUAUACAGUGUGUGGAAGUAUUCUGGGUGGACUUUCCUUCUACAUAUGUGAAUAUAGCUGUAUUAUAAUUAAAACAUUUUUUUCCCCCUUUAUUUCAUUUCUUUCUCCAAUGCAUUUUUUUUGGGGUGGAGGCGCAAAGAAAAAGCAGCUCCUUAUUUUCCCUUUGGACUUAAACACUCAAGUCUGCUGCAGUCACAGGUGGUUUAAAUAUUGUAUCUAGUGAAACCUUUUCUUAUCUUGGAAAAUGGUGUAUGCCUGUUCCCAUGGAAUACUAUAAUAAAAACAUUUGAAAGCA